GUUGAAUUGCAUCCACACUAUCGUCAAGAAGAAUUAAUAAAAUAUUGCAAUGAAAAAGGAAUUCAUAUACAAGCAUAUUCUUCUUUAGGAACUAGUGGUAAUAUUAAUCUUUUGAGAAAUCCAAUUGUGUUAAAAAUAGCUUCUCAACUUAAUGUAUCAUCAGCACGAUUGUUAUUAAAGUGGGCUUUACAACAAGGAAUUGGUGUUAUUCCUAAAGCUGUAAAUAAAGAACAUAUAAGAGAUAAUAUUCAAUUAGAUUUUUUAAUUGAUGAAGAGAGCAUGAAUAUUUUAUUUUCUUUACCUCAAUUCAAAUAUGCUUGGGAUCCUUCUAAUGUAUAUUAAAUCAAUUCAAAAAUAAAUAAAAUAAAAAACAUGGAAGAUUUUGCAGAUAAAGUUGCACAACUUUGUUUAGAAAAAUAUAAUAAACUUGGUAAGAAUGGUAAACCAUCACAAAAAGAAUGGACUGUAUUAUCAGGUAUAGUAUUAUUAAAAGAGGAUGGUACACUUUCCCUAGUAGCUCUUGCUACAGGAACAAAAUGCUUAGGAAAAAUAGAUUUAAUGAAUACAAAACUAUAUGAAGAAGGAUGUAGAUUAAGUGAUUCACAUGCAGAAAUUCUGGUUAGACGUGCCUUUUUAAGAUAUUUAUAUGAACAAAUCGAUUUUUUACUCAGUGGUGCUAAAAAUAAUGUCUUUAUAAUAGACGAUAAAAAAAAAAUUAAAAUAAAUGAUGGCAUAUCAUUUCAUUUUUUUACAAGUCAAACUCCUUGUGGAGAUUGUUCUAUAUUUUUAAAAGAAGAAGAUAAUGCACCUCCAAUAAAAAUUAAGAAAUAUAAUCAUAAUAUUGAAAUAGAAAUAAAAUCUAAUAUCAAUGAAAAAAAAAAACAAAUAAUUAAAGAUAUAUAUAGAACAGGAGCAAAAUGUGUUAAAUCUGAAAAAUAUCAAGAUCCUCAUUUACCUGGAGUAAAUUACCAUGUAGUUGGACCAUUACGAACUAAACCAGGACGAGGAAAUCCUACUCUUAGUUUGUCUUGUUCAGAUAAAAUAGCAAAAUGGAAUUUACUUGGAAUACAGGGAUCAUUUUUAUCAAUACUAAUACCUCCAAUAAAAUUAGAAACUAUUAUAAUAGGAGGUAAUUCUCCUUUUUCUCUGGAAGCAAUGGAACGUGGAUUGUAUAAACGAUUUAAUUCAGAAAUAUACAAAUUAAAAAUUAUACAAAGUAAACUUUUUUUUAAACAACAAAAGAAUUCCGAAGAAAAAAUCCAUGUCCAUCUAGUAUAAUAUGGUGUGCUUGAUACUGAAAUAGCAGUUGAAGGUAGAAAACAAGGAGCUACGAAAAAAAAAAAAGGUAGCAAUUUACUCAUAAGCAGACGUGCACUUUUUGAAACUUUUUUACGAACUUGUGAUAAAUAUCAACAUUUUGAUUGUAAU
Molecule: messenger RNA, 1428 nt
Organism: Apis florea (little honeybee)
Lineage: Eukaryota; Metazoa; Arthropoda; Insecta; Hymenoptera; Apidae
Source: RefSeq, a predicted model, not a curated record